Messenger RNA from Elephantulus edwardii (Cape elephant shrew), 432 nucleotides. RefSeq names its product H/ACA ribonucleoprotein complex subunit 1-like. NCBI's taxonomy places the organism in Eukaryota, Metazoa, Chordata, Mammalia, Macroscelidea, Macroscelididae. The record is from RefSeq and is a predicted model, not a curated record. The transcript is spliced from 2 exons. The coding region runs from base 1 to 432 and encodes 143 amino acids.
AUGCUGGGCUUGGGGAAGGCGACCCCCGCGCCCCCUCCCUUCAUCCGCGAUGCGCUGCGCAGCCAGUGGAGGUUUCCCACCUCGCCCAGCCUUGGAAACUCCCUUUUCUCAGGAAAAGGAGACCCGAUCCCUUCACUGCACCCCAGGAGUCCCCGGCCGAGCCCUCCUCCGGCCCCCGCCCUGACGUUUGGGGCCGGCCGAGGACAGUCGGGGCGGGGCCCAGGUACAGUGAGGGCGUCCGGGGCGGGGGAGGGGGCUGCCGAGUGGGGCGCACUCAGGGGAGAUCAGCUGAGACUCCUGAAGGGGCCAGGGGGAGAGAGUGCCCGCGACGAGCCCGCCGGCCUGUGCUCCAGGGCUGGGGCCUCAGGCCAUUCGAUUGGCACAACCCAUCCCUGCGAGGAAGGCUCCAGACAACAGUCCCUCCCCGACUAG